Molecule: messenger RNA, 1528 nt
Organism: Physella acuta
Lineage: Eukaryota; Metazoa; Mollusca; Gastropoda; Physidae
Source: RefSeq, a predicted model, not a curated record
AUGGCAAGUUUACUGUCAAGACGCGUGUCUGUAGCUGGCACAAAUAAAGUAAAAGAUAAAUCAUCAGCUUCAGGGACUGCAGACACAGGUGCUCUAGAUUGCAGCAAACAUUCAGAGCUAGGGAAAAAAAUGACUUUGCAAGAAAAAUUAGACUUUAUCGACGGCGAAAUACGAAAAAUCCAUAUGUUUUGCACAAAAUCUGGAUAUAGCGCAUCUCAAAUAGAGCACUUUGCCGAACCGUUUUUAAAUCGAAGUUCAAGUCAUAUCAGCUCGGUUAUAUGGGUUAGCGGUAAAGCAUGGAAGAGGCGAGCCGUAGCUUUAACUACUGUGAUCGUAGCUACGUUAUUUUUGUUUAGAUAUGACCCCGCCUACAAACUGGCCAGCGCAAUCAGCAAACAGGGAGCCAUUCAGGUUUUACCACUAUGGGACUGGACGUCUGACUGCUUGGUGAUUAACCCCCUACACGUCAGCAACGACGACCUUGACCCCUCCAAGUGCGAGGUCUGCGAGUCGAUAGACCGGGUGGCCAGAAUAAAAAAUGCAACUGCCGACCGUGUGAUGGACGACUACGUUAGGAGGGACAUCCCCGUCAUUGUUACUGACGGGACCAAGGACUGGGCAACGUCAAAGAAAAACCUGUCGAUUGGUCAGAUAGCAGAGGCCUAUAACAAUAAUCCCGUGCUGAACAAAUACGAUAGCUGUGGUUACCUUAGCAACCUGAGAAAAUUGGACCAUCUGGACACUCUCGCCAUGAUCUCUGCUGGGAAACUGGACAAAUUCUUCGCUCAUUGGAUCAACUGCAACUACUACGCCGCUAAAGCCUUCCGGUCCCUGUAUCAGCGCCCCUACUUCGUGCCACAGGACACCGUCUACAUCGACGCCUACAACUGGCUGUCAGUCUCCGCCAACUACAGUGGGAAGAUUUACAAAAACAUCAACAUCUCCGACUCGAUGAUGCUCUAUAUUCAGGUGAAAGGUCAGAGCCGGGUCAAGGUUGAGUCAUGGAAACCUUGUGACGAUCUCUGCUCUAAAUUUGAAGAACUCCUUCGCGAGGGAGAAAUACUGGUUGUGUCUGGAGGCAUCUGGAGACUCUAUUACCUGCCCUUGAUGGCGCCAGAGAGCAUCUCGUUUGUGUUGACCGGCUCUUUUUGAAGCAUCCACAAGUUCCUACACCUUACUGGACUGUGUGGUACGGCCAGGACAAUGGUUGAGAUAUGUUUAAAAGUUAAGCUAAUUGAAACAAACACUGAAAACACAUGGAAAUGGAAAACUGUACAAUUUUAUGUUUUGUUUAGCUAAAUUUUUUUAGAUGGCAAUUUGAGAGGCUUUCCCAUGUGUAGCAUUAAAAUAAUAGUUGGAACGGUAUUUAAAUCGCAUUAUUCCUAAAUAUAAAACAAUACAUUUUUUUUGUUAUCUAUAUAGCAAUAAUCCCAUUAGUAUGAUGUUAUGAAAAAGGAACAAAAUGACUUAGUCCUCAGUACAACUUGACUAUAUAACAGUACAGCACACAACAUUACUAUAUAACAGU